Exserohilum turcica Et28A is the source of this 2555-nucleotide messenger RNA. RefSeq lists its product as uncharacterized. Lineage: Eukaryota; Fungi; Ascomycota; Dothideomycetes; Pleosporales; Pleosporaceae. The transcript is spliced from 5 exons. The record is from RefSeq and is a predicted model, not a curated record. Bases 1 to 2436 code for a protein of 811 amino acids. Gene Ontology annotation, molecular function: RNA binding.
AUGAGACCCAACUCGAGUCCGCCGCAGGAAGCUGAGCACGUACGCCACCAGUCGCUGACGCCAGAGAGUCCGCGCCCGCAAAACGUCCCGUCGCCCGCCAACAUCCCCAUCCUGGUGGAGCACAUGGAUGCGACUUACAAUGACCUCUCACACAGCAACGGCUCCUCCUCGACGCCCGCCUCGCACUAUGCCCACCACGCCCACCAGCUCCCCCCGUCCGCCACCGCGCCCGCGCCUUACUUUGCCGACCAGUCGUCGACAGCCGCCUACCAACACCUAGCAGCUGCCGCCGCCGCCGCCGCCGCAGCUGCACCAGGGGGUGGAGAGGAUGCGCCGGCAGGUUAUGGCCAGUCGACUGCCUACAGCAGCAGCAACAACAACAUGGGUACGCAGGCGCAUGGUACCUCUUCAAUGCAGAAUUUCACCUCGCAGCAUCCGUCGCACGCUGCCUCGGCCGCUGAUGCGCCCCAGGCGCAAGGCCAAGACCUUCACUCUGCGUACCCAUACUCCCAUGACAGUGCCUAUGCCGCUCAGCAAGCGCCUCCCCAGUCAGCCCAAGGCGCUCCCUACCAGACUGAAGCGCACCUUGGGCACAAUGUUGACGUUCAAGCCCUGUUGGAUUCUCUGACGCCUGCUGCCUCCCAAAUGCCUCUCCAGCCUGCGCAGCCGCAGCACAAUGCCUCAUCGUUGCCAUCGGCCACCAAUCUGCCUGCUCGGCCCCCCACGCAAGAAAAGCCCGCUACGCACCCCAAUUAUGAUCCCAACGAUGAUAUCAGAUCCUAUCAUCCGCAGAACCAGAGAGCGCCCAAUACACAGCAGCGAGGCAAUGGUUCCCUCCAGCCCUUGAAUGUCCAGAACCAGGACUUUUCCAGCAUGCCAGCUCAAAGCCCAACUGCGCCUGGCCAAGCUCAGCCACAACAAAAGCAGCAGCAGCAGCCGCCAAUUGACCGCAGCGAAACGCCUGAUGAUGAGGACCAGCGAUGGCCGCCCGAAGUGAACCGGAGAUACGAAGAAUUUCUGGACCAAGAAAGGAAGUUUGUGACCGAAGGCCAGUGGGAUCAGUUUCCCAUGGGCUCUCGUCUUUUCAUAGGCAAUCUUCCCACUGAAAAAGUCACCAAGCGCGACAUUUUUCAUCGGUUUUACCGCCACGGCCGCCUUGCCCAAAUCUCAAUCAAACAGGCAUAUGGUUUUGUACAAUUCCUGGACGCUGAGUCAUGCCGCAGAGCGCUAGAUACAGAGCAAGGACAGGCUGUACGCGGAAGAAAAAUGCAUCUUGAAAUUUCCAAGCCCCAGCGAAACACGAAGAAAGCCGACCCGCCGAUCUCCGCUGCGCGCCGACGCUCGCGCUCGCCCGACUAUACCAGGGGUGGCACAGGGCCGUCGGCUAGGGACAACCGCUACGGCGGUCACCCGAAUUCCAUGUCUCCUCGCGAUAGAGAUCGACGAUUCCGUGAUCGGGAUGACUACCGACCCAUGCGAUCGCCCUCACCCCGGGCUCCGGUUCGGGGCAUCAGGUCACGGGACAGGAGCCGCGACAGGUUCGAUGCGCGGUACCGCAGCAGAUCAAGGACUCCUCCUCGUCGCCACCGCAGUCCGUCUCCGCGUCGAGACUACACAGAAGAUGGGCUGGACCUCCGCCGUCGGCUGCCUCAUGAAGUACCCGAUAUCCAGAUCCUUGUGCUCAACGAGGGUCUGCCUCGGGACUUUAUUCGCUACGUCGAGGACACUUUCCGCUCGCAGAGUCUCCGAAGCAAUGUUCUCAUACUCAGCGGCCGUUUCCCUGAGCCCGCCGUGGUGAGGAGACAGAUUCUAGAGGGCGUUUUGGCCAUUGUGAGGCUUGACACUACAGGUUUGACCAAGGGCAAAGUCAGCGUCCAGAUUUUCGAUCGACGAGCGGGUGCUAACAAUGUCCAAUUCAACGAAUAUGCCGACCUGGACCCAACAACAGCCGGCCUUUUGGUGAACAAUGCCAAGCAGAACCAGUCCCGUUCUAACAUGCCAUCGUCGACCUCGUACUUUGGUCAAAACAUGCCGCCUCAUUUCCCCCAGCCACCCACCACAUUCCCACCUCUACCUGCCAGCCAACCCAACAUCUCCAAUUUGAUUGCCUCUCUGGACGGCGCUAGUCUGUCGCAGUUGCUUGGCGCAAUGUCUGGAAAUAACAUGACGCAGAACACGCAACCCCCUUCCAAUCCGGGGCUGAAUGCAGAUCUUGCACGGCUGCUUGCACAGGUGCCUAGCCCAGCUCAAACGCCAGGUUUUGGAUCCACGCCUCAGCCGCAUCUCGCACAGUUGAACAGCCAGUUUCCUGCGCUCGCCUCCCUGCUUGCCAACCAGAACCAAACGGUUGCUCCACCAGUUCAGACUCCGACGCAGCCUGGCCCUGCGCCGGACAUGAACGAGAUCAUGGCCCAGCUUGCCCAGUACCAGCGCUGAAGAAACCAUUCUCGGAUGGGAAAAAAAAGAACACUUAGAUACACAGGACGACGGUCUCGAACGUCACCCCAAAAAUCCCCGACAUUGCUACCCAUUACCCUUGUCUUGUGUACCGCCCC